Molecule: messenger RNA, 624 nt
Organism: Sorghum bicolor (sorghum)
Lineage: Eukaryota; Viridiplantae; Streptophyta; Magnoliopsida; Poales; Poaceae
Exons: 1
Coding region: 159-401 (80 amino acids)
Source: RefSeq, a predicted model, not a curated record
UUUGACGCUUUACGCCAUCUUCGUGCCUGCGUUCGCGUUCCGCUGGGCGGGGAAAAAAAAUUCCUCCGGUCCUCCCUUUCCCAUCGCGUUCAGACUUGUACUCUCGAUCUACAUCUACCCUACGCCGUACGCUACAGCCGCCGAGCAAGAGACCCAGCAUGGAGGCGGCGGCGGCGGCGGCGGCGCCAUCUGUUUCCGUUGCCGGCGGUAGAGGGAGGGACGAGAAGACGCAGCCUAGGCCGGCGGCGGCGGCGGCGGCGGCGUGCGACGUGGAGGCGCUGCGGAGGUGCCUUGAGGAGAACAAGGGCGACCGCGUCAAGUGCCAGGCGCACAUCGACGCCUUCCGCUCCUCCUGCUCUGCCGGCCCUAGCACCAGCUCCAAGCUGCAGUCCUCCUCCUAGAGAAGUAGAGAGGAGAGGACGGUGUCAGAUCGCCGCAAGGAUCGGGGCUUCUUCGGGAUCGAAACAAUUUUUCUUUUUUCUCCCCAUAUACAAUGUCUUGUUAGUUGUGGCCUUUGGUAAUAUUUUCUUUGAAUAAAGUAGGAUGUAUGCUUCGGAUCAUCGAAGGGGAAUCGGAAUCCAUAUAGAGCAAAACAUGAUCUGCUUUCCUGCCAUUCAUGAUAAA